AUGGGAAUCUACUGGAUUGAGAAGAUCUUAUUAUUGAGAAGAGAUUCAAAACCCUUACCUACAGGCAGUGAUAUGGCCUAAGCCAUGGUUGAAUUCUACAUAGAUCUUGUGAUUCUUAUUUACAGUGUAAUGAUCGAGUAUUAAAGAUUUAGUUAGGUAAUUGCGUUUGGGAAUACACGGUAUUUAAUACAAUGCAUUGGUCAACGUGGAUUUCUUUUAUUAUUUGUUCCAUCUUUUAUCUGCUUCCCAAAGAACGAGUCCUAGAAUUCAUUUUGAAGAUAGGAAUAGAUAAUGCCACUGAAGAGUCAUAUGAUGCGAAGAGUCCCACAUUCUUGGAUGAUUACGACAGAAGAAAUCCAGUUACUGCAGAGGAAGCCAAAAGAAUUUGGAUUGAAAAUCAGCAACAACAAAAUUCUGAAAUGAAUCAAAUUAAUUAGCUGUAUUAUUUAUAUCAAUCUAGUUUAGUAUGUCUGCUAAGCAACUUGACAUUUCGAUCUAUCGUUAUCAUUAUAACAUAAUGCAAUAAUAAUCCAGAUAGCAGAUUUUGAUGACUAAUCACAAGUCUUUUUCGAAAGUUCAUCCAGAAUUCAAGACAGAAAAUAAUUAUAAUCUGAAAAAGCUAUAAUAUUGA
Molecule: messenger RNA, 631 nt
Organism: Paramecium octaurelia
Lineage: Eukaryota; Ciliophora; Oligohymenophorea; Peniculida; Parameciidae
Source: the annotation of a GenBank genome assembly